Exophiala viscosa is the source of this 1750-nucleotide messenger RNA. RefSeq lists its product as uncharacterized. The transcript is spliced from 2 exons. The record is from RefSeq and is a predicted model, not a curated record. Bases 160 to 1545 code for a protein of 461 amino acids. Gene Ontology annotation, molecular function: protein binding. NCBI's taxonomy places the organism in Eukaryota, Fungi, Ascomycota, Eurotiomycetes, Chaetothyriales, Herpotrichiellaceae.
UGCAUCAAAUCGUUUUGAAGUGGCCGAGUCAGUUGAGACCUUGUCGUCAGAUGUCUUCUGAUUACUUCUCUUGCGACAGCCAGGCCACCUCACCUUUUCAUCACCCCAGACGAACAUUCAUCGAGUAUCACAAUCACAACAGCUUCACAAUCUUCCAACAUGCGCAGCCUCCUCAAAUUGCUUGCCACCGGAGAAGGCUGUGAUCUUGUGAUCAUAUGCGAGGGCCAAUUCUUCUUUGCCCACAGGGCGGUCGUCGGAACCCACUCACCGGUGCUCAAAUCAGAGACCGCGUUCUCUCAGUUCCUAGGUGGCGAAGCCUACACCCUCGAGAAUGUGUCUCCAGAUGCCUUUCGCAGAAUCCUGGCAUUCCUCUACCGCGGCUCCAUCUCUGACCAUCCAAGACUAUUCAAGUCGGAGAACAACGGUAUUUUGGGAACAACGCCAAUCGAACUUGCUAAGAGAUUUCCGAACGUCAACAACUUUCUCGCAACUAUUGGAGGAGGUCCAGGAUCUGUCUCCAAAGGAGAUUCGACAAGUACGAACCUAGGCAGCGUCACCACUGAACAGAAGUGGGCUGUCCUCACUUCGAAACAACGAUUGCUCAACAAGCCUCAUGACAACAGUCCAUGUAGCAGCCCGACAGAGGUGAUGGCGGAAACCGAGGUCUAUACUGCUGCAAGAAUGCUUCAGGUUGUCGGCUUACAAGAUGUUGCCCUGUCGAAGAUCAUGGCAUGGGUAGAGAAAGAGCUGCUAAAAGAGGCCUCAUUGUCCGAAGACCUGCGCUUAGCAGCUGACUACAUGCUUCGAAGAGAGAGGGCUCUUGUAACACCAUUCUUGUCUCUGUGCACACGACACAUGCCAGCUGUUGAACAAGACGCCACCUUGGUAUCUCUGUUGACCUCGUUAGAUCCCAAUACCUGGCAACUCUUGUGCAGCAUGCGUACGCAAUGGACAACAGAAAAUGACCAGCUCAAGCAGGACUUGCUCCAGCAAGAAAGACGAACACGUUUCCUGGAAGCCUCGAUCAAGCUCAACCAGAGCCAGGAGGCGCUUUUUGCAGACGAACUCACUAGCCAAAUCGACAAGCUGGGCGAGUCACUCAAGGCGUCACAGGAGAAUCACAAAUUUGCGGAGGCAAAGAUAGAAGGGCUCAACAAAAACAUUCAGUCUCAGCAAAACGAAAUUCUUCAGCUCAAGGCCGCAAAGCUUGGGGCGAAGGACGCCAACCAACCAAAGCCUGAACCCAAUUCUAAGGUCAACGAAGAGCUCCGAGCCACAAAUCAAAAGCUGCGUGCAGACUUGAGUUCGUUGCGGGCGAGCCAAGCUCGACUCAGAGACGAGCUCAAGAACGAAAAGCAGCUGUAUCAAAAAUUGUGCACACAGUAUAACGAGUCGAAAAGCGCGAUCGACAGGUUCAGGACAGCCGUCAACAGGAACAGUUCUUGCAACAAUUGCAAGCACCGGUGGAAUAUUGAUAUAGAACACAUGGGGUACAAUGAGAUCGGCAUCAUGUGCAACGGUUGUUGGGAAAUGGUAUGGUACUAGGGUCAGAUGGGCGACGUGCGGACAUACUACUCGUGAGACAUGCUUGAGCGAGGUGAGGCUGAUGUUGUGGGCGAUGAUAUGGUAAAGUCGAUUGUAGACAAGAGGGGACCACCACAAGACAGAUGAGCAAGUGGCUUUCCUGAGAAGAGUCCGGGCAAGUCAGUGAACAUCUUGAGGUGGCUGAAUGUCGUAGCACGUCCAGACC